CCGAGAUGCUCGACUCUGCCAGCGAAAUGGAAGUGCCGAGUUACAGAAUCAAACUAGAAUAAGAUGACACAUGACUUGGUCAAGGCCAGCAAGUGGUAGCCUGGGAUACCAACCAUAUCUCCUGCCUGCUAUUAUUGGGUACGCGGGCAGGCUAUUGAGCCAGGCCAAGUCAAGAAAGAGAUGUAGUUGUGUAGCUGAAUUUAUUCUCGGAUCCCCACGCACACAGGCGAUAUCUAUUUUGUCGUCUCCACAAAGUAGAUCGGAGUCCUGGGGUGCCUACUUAUAAGUAAGACACUUAGCCCACAAGUCUACAGCCGUUUCUUCUCAAUACAAGAAAGCCGUUUUCCUUCCGUACACCAAGCUACUCACUUCUCUCACCACGUACACCCCAAAGCCGUUCCCUUUUUUAAUCUACAUCCUACCAAGUCAUGGCUUCAGUCACACAAGCAGCGUUCCAGGCUGAAAAGGUAGUAGGUCAUGAUGGCACCACCAUCACACAACAAGAUGUCACCAACUAUUCAGAAAGCGGCAGGAGCGAGACCAUGAAGGCACUCGUUUGGCAAGCCAAAAAUAAGGUUGAGAUUAUUGAUACUCCGCGGCCCAAGAUUCUCGAGCCAAGGGAUGUUAUUCUGAAGGUCACCGGAAGCACACUCUGUGGAAGUGAUCUUCAUUUGCUUCACGGCAGCGUUAUUCAAAUGAAACAAGGAGACAUCCUGGGACACGAGUUCUGCGGUGUCGUCGACGAAGUUGGGUCUGAAGUCACAGGAAUCAAGAAGGGCGGCCGCUACGUCGCAUCCUUCCAGAUCGCCUGCGGCGACUGCUUCUUCUGCAAGCAAAAGCUUUCAUCUCAGUGCGAGCGCACAAACUCCAACACCACCGAGCACGCGAUGUACGGCGGCCAGACGGCAGGCAUGUUCGGCUACUCGCACUUCACGGGUGGUUUCGCAGGCGGGCAGGCCGAGUACGUGCGCGUGCCCCUGGGCGACGUGAACCUGCUGCCCAUCCCUGACGACGUUCCCGACGAGAAGGCGCUGUACCUGUCCGACGUGCUUGCCACGUCGUACAACUGCGUCAAGGACACGGCCGUGUACAAGGGCGAUGAGGUCGCCAUCUGGGGCGCUGGUCCCAUCGGCCAGAUGUGCGGCAUCUUCGCCAUCAACGAGGGCGCCUCCAAGAUCAUCUUUAUCGACGAGCAGGUCCGGCUCGACCUCGUCAAGAAGCUGUGGCCCGCCGAGCACCAGGACAAGCUGCACCUCAUCGACUACAAGAAGCUGAGCUUCGGCGUCACCAACAAGCCCACCGUCGUCAGCGAGCUCAAGAAGCUGUGCGGUGGUCGCGGCCCCGAUGUCGCCCUCGAGUGUGCGGCUGGCGAGUACCCCAAGGGGUGGAUGCACACUGUUGAGCUGGCGGUUGGUGCCGAGACGGACACCAGCGAGCUCGUCAACGAAAUGAUUGAGGGUGUGAGGAGCUUUGGACGUUGCGGCAUCACUGGUGUCUAUGUUGGAUACACAAACCACUUCAACAUCGGGUCCCUGAUGGAGCGCGGGAUCCGGCUGAUCGGCAACGGGCAAGCGCCAGUUCACCUGUACUGGGAGAAGUUGAUGGAGGACAUCAAGUCUGGGAAGCUGGAUCCCCUUCAGAUGGUUUCCCACCGCAUCGCCCUGGAAGAUCUCGACAAGGUCUACUACAAGUUCAAAAACCAUGAGGAUGGUAUCCAGAAGAUUUUUGUGGAGACUAAGCACUCGUUCCCAAAGGCUGCCGGAUCACCUGAGCUGAAACGCUACUGAAUGUUUAGUCAAUGGAUUGAAAUGCAUUAGAGACUCCAAGUUUGUCUGUACCUUAGUCUACCAUGAUUUCUUAAUUAUUUGAUUCAGUCGAAA
Messenger RNA from Diaporthe batatas, 1880 nucleotides. RefSeq lists its product as uncharacterized. The record is from RefSeq and is a predicted model, not a curated record. Gene Ontology annotation, molecular function: zinc ion binding; oxidoreductase activity. The transcript has 3 exons. Bases 429 to 1787 code for a protein of 452 amino acids. NCBI's taxonomy places the organism in Eukaryota, Fungi, Ascomycota, Sordariomycetes, Diaporthales, Diaporthaceae.